CAUGGCUUUUCAUGAAUCCUAUCCACGAGAACUCAUCUUUCUUUCUUAACAAACACAAUUAUUUUCAAUCUUUAAUUUCUUCGGUCGACCAGAAAUAUCCUGUUUCCAAUCCUGUCUGGAGAUAUGGAUAGACUGCCAAAAUGUGGAGCAAAUUAUGUGCCUCUCACCCCCCUCACUUUCUUGCUCAGGGCUUCCAAAUGCUACGCCGACCGCAAAUCCGUCGUCUACGGCGGCGUUAGCUUCACGUGGCGCCAGACCUACGACCGCUGCUGCCGUCUCGCCUCCUCUCUCCGAGCUCUCAACGUUGUCAAGAACGAUGUUGUUUCGGUGUUGGCCCCGAAUGUUCCAGCUAUGUACGAGAUGCAUUUCGCGGUGCCAAUGGCGGGGGCGGUGCUGAACACAAUCAACACGAGGCUGGAUGCCAAGAACAUUGCUACCAUUCUCAGGCACUCUGAGGCGAAGGUGUUCUUCGUGGACUAUGAAUAUGUGGAGAAGGCCGGGAAGGCGGUGGAGUUGUUGAUGGCGGAGAAUACUACCCAAAUACCCUUGGUGGUUGUGAUCGACGAUUUGGAUUCCCCGACAGGAAUCCGCCUGGGCGAGCUUGAGUACGAGCAGCUAGUACUCCAAGGGAAUCCCAAUAUGGUGGCAGAGGAGAUCAACGACGAGUGGGACGCGAUUACUCUGAGUUACACGUCCGGCACCACGUCGGACCCGAAGGGCGUGGUGUAUAGCCACAGGGGGGCGUUUUUGAGCACUUUGAGCUUGAUUUUGGGGUGGGAAAUGGGGACCGACCCGGUUUAUCUUUGGUCACUGCCAAUGUUCCACUGCAACGGGUGGACUUUCACUUGGGGUGUCGCGGCCCGAGGUGGGACCAACGUGUGCAUACGCAACACCACGGCUAAAGAAAUGUACGACGCUAUAGCGGUCCAUAAAGUCACCCACAUGUGUUGCGCUCCUAUCGUGUUCAAUAUUCUCUUAGAGGCUAAGCCGACCGAGCGCCGCGCUCUGGCCGCCCCGGUCCAGAUCCUGACCGGCGGGGCGCCGCCCCCGCCCGCCCUCCUCGGGAAAAUCGAGCAGCUCGGCUUCCACGUCGUCCACGCCUACGGGCUGACCGAGGCGACCGGCCCGGCCCUCGUGUGCGAGUGGCAGGGGAAAUGGAACUUAUUGCCCAAAGAGGACCAAGCCAAUUUGAAGGCCCGACAGGGGCUUAGCAUAUUAACGUUAGCCGAUGCCGAGGUCGUUACCGACCUUAAAACCAUGCAACGGGUCCCACGGGACGGGAAAACCAUGGGAGAAAUCGUCCUCCGAGGUAGCAGCAUCAUGAAAGGCUACUACAAGAACGCCAAGGCAAAUUCCGAGUCCUUCGUUAACGGCUGGUUCGUCACCGGCGACGUCGGGGUUAUCUACCCCGACGGCUACUUAGAAAUCAAGGACCGGUCCAAGGACGUCAUCAUUUCCGGCGGAGAAAACAUCAGCAGCGUCGAGGUCGAAAAAGCAAUCAUGAAACACCCCAACGUGUCAGAAGUCGCUGUCGUGGCCAUGCCGCAUCCUAGGUGGGGUGAGAGCCCCUGCGCAUUUAUAGUCGAAAAAUCCGCCGGAAAAUUGAAGGAAUCGGAAAUCGUGGCGCAUUGCCGGAAAACCCUGCCGGGAUUUAUGAUUCCCAAGAAAAUCCAAUUCGAGAAAGAAUUGCCCAAAACUUCAACUGGGAAACCUAUAAAACAUUUGCUAAGGGCAAAGGCAAAGACUUUUGUGAUCUCAGAAAACGUGAAUGAGCCAAGCAGCAAAAGGUCAAACCAAGUCAACCGGGAAAAGCCGAGAUAUUACGAUCAAUCUCCGGAGCAAGUUCUCGCUAUGUCUCGUCUCUAAAUAAAUUAAACAAAUACAUGUAUGUAUAGAUAAACAAAAGCAUCAUCUGAUCUGAUCUGAUCCAAGUGUUUUGUUCUUUUCUUCUUGUUUUAAUAUUGCUUAGUAUGCAACUAUGCACGUGUACCUUUUAAUCUUUAUGGGUGCUAUUUUCGAAUCUCUCUAAACAAAUGAAUUCAUAUCAUCACCUGCUAAUUGGUGGUUUUUUAUUUUA
Ipomoea triloba (trilobed morning glory) is the source of this 2077-nucleotide messenger RNA. RefSeq names its product butyrate--CoA ligase AAE11, peroxisomal-like. The coding region runs from base 124 to 1866 and encodes 580 amino acids. The transcript has 2 exons. The record is from RefSeq and is a predicted model, not a curated record. Lineage: Eukaryota; Viridiplantae; Streptophyta; Magnoliopsida; Solanales; Convolvulaceae.